AUGAUAAAGUUAAUCUUAAAAAAAGAAGCAGCAGCAACAGCAGCAAAUACAUGGAGACUGAGUGCUGAGUUCCGGGAGACCGAGAGAGCUCAGAGAGAAGUGAGGACAGGUGGAGCCGGACGAGCCACAGAGCUUGGAAGUUGGAACGGGGGGAGGCGCGGUCGCACGGAGAUUAGAAGUUGGAGCCGGUUCCGUGACUGCCGCCAUCCAACUUACGCUUAUGUUCGUCCAAUUAAAUCGAAUGGCGCCGAUCCUUCCAAAAUUGAGCUUCUCAACAAUUUCAAGUCCAUGGGAGUAAUCAUUUUCCAAGGAGAACUCGACGAGCACGAGAAACUCGUUACGGUGUUGAAACAAGUAGAUAUUGUGAUAUCUACUCUUGCAGUCCCUCAACAUCUUGAACAACUCAAGAUAAUAAGUGCCAUGAAAGAAGCAGGCAAUAUUAAGGUUAACUGA
This is a messenger RNA of Fraxinus pennsylvanica, 453 nucleotides long. Lineage: Eukaryota; Viridiplantae; Streptophyta; Magnoliopsida; Lamiales; Oleaceae. The record is from the annotation of a GenBank genome assembly.